Molecule: messenger RNA, 1146 nt
Organism: Chrysochloris asiatica (Cape golden mole)
Lineage: Eukaryota; Metazoa; Chordata; Mammalia; Afrosoricida; Chrysochloridae
Product: Wilms tumor protein 1-interacting protein-like
Exons: 5
Coding region: 1-1146 (381 amino acids)
Biological process (GO): positive regulation of transcription by RNA polymerase II
Cellular component (GO): nucleus
Molecular function (GO): DNA-binding transcription factor binding; transcription coactivator activity
Source: RefSeq, a predicted model, not a curated record
AUGAAUCUAGGGAUUGUGUUGAUUAAUCCUGCAACUGAUGGCAUGGAUUUGACAUUUGAAGGUUUCAGUUCAAAGGAAAAAGGAAAUGAAACCAGAGACAGAGGGAAGCUGAGCGAAAAUAGACCUUCCCGAGUGAGGAGGGAGAGUGAGGAGGGAGCCCGGGUGGUGGUGGUGGUGGUAGGGAGACGAGACGCAGAGCCCCUGCCCACCCCCAGCCGGCUGCCCCCUCCCUGCCCACGGCGGCGAGCCGCGCGCUGCGACCCGGGGCGAAGGUGCGAGGGACGCGGGGCACCAGGCGGCGCGCACGAUCCCCGCGGGUGGCGCGGAGCAGGCGACAGAGCGCGAGCGGGACCGGGCGGCGGCGGUGGUGGCGGCGAAGGCAGGACCAGGAUGGAAGGCUGCGCGCCCCGGCCCCAUCUUCGGCCGCGGCGCGCCCGCAGCCCGGUGAUUCGCUCUAUCUCUUUGGCGUUUGAAGGGAGCGCGGUGACUGUCCUUGAGCGCGGAGGGGCGAGCUCGCCUCGAGAGCGCCGGACCAAGAAGAGGCGCAGGAGCAGCGGCAGCUGCAGCAGUAACAGCCGAGCACCCGAGGCGGUCCGAGCCCCAGUAGCCGGCCAGUCCCGAGCCACAAAAGGAGCGCCCCCGCCACCCGGCACGCCGCCUCCCUCCCCAAUGUCCUCGGCCAUAGAGAGGAAGAGCCUGGACCCGUCUGAGGAGCCAGUGGAUGAGGUGCUGCAGAUCCCCCCAUCCCUGCUGACAUGUGGUGGCUGCCAGCAAAACAUCGGGGACCGCUACUUCCUGAAGGCCAUAGACCAAUACUGGCACGAGGACUGCCUCAGCUGCGACCUGUGUGGGUGCCGGCUAGGUGAGGUGGGACGGCGCCUCUACUACAAGCUGGGCCGGAAGCUCUGCCGAAGAGACUACCUCAGACUUUUUGGUCAAGAUGGUCUCUGUGCAUCCUGUGACAAGCGGAUCCGUGCCUAUGAGAUGACAAUGCGAGUGAAAGACAAAGUAUACCACCUGGAAUGUUUCAAAUGUGCUGCCUGUCAGAAGCAUUUCUGUGUAGGCGACAGAUACCUUCUCAUCAACUCCGACAUAGUGUGUGAACAGGACAUCUACGAGUGGACUAAGAUCAAUGGAAUGAUAUAG